GACCAAUCAGAACUCAUUAUUUGUUUGUUUCUAUAAUUAGGAAAAGAAACAUGUCUGCCACUUGUUAUCGAACUUAUGGAAGUAUGGCUUUCUGUUAGAUUUAAAUUGCAAUGCCAUCGAUGAAAAAUAGUAAAAAAGUUCGUCCCUCUACAGCGUCUGGUUUACUACAAUCUAAAGAAGUCAACCAUGUUCUUGAUGAGCUUCGUCCCACUACAGCACCGGGAAAAACUCAAACUGGUUUUGAUCCGACAUUUCUCACUUCACGCCAUCAUGUUCCUGGAACAUUGACUUCAUCCUCAAUUAAAGGACGUCAAGUUCACGGUGGAAUACCAGAACAUGACUUGAAGGGAGUGCUUGGAAGAAGAGCAACACUUUCUGAGCUGGAUCAUGACAAGGUUAAACGUCCUCUGACAGCUGCUGGUCAAAAAUUGACACAGAAGGUAUGAUUCAUAAGUUUAAGUUGCUUUCCCCGUUAAUUAAUUCCCUGUGCCAGUAUUUAAUUACAC
Messenger RNA from Paramuricea clavata, 506 nucleotides. The record is from the annotation of a GenBank genome assembly. NCBI's taxonomy places the organism in Eukaryota, Metazoa, Cnidaria, Anthozoa, Malacalcyonacea, Plexauridae.